Messenger RNA from Manduca sexta (tobacco hornworm), 1172 nucleotides. RefSeq lists its product as uncharacterized. Lineage: Eukaryota; Metazoa; Arthropoda; Insecta; Lepidoptera; Sphingidae. The record is from RefSeq and is a predicted model, not a curated record. Bases 67 to 1038 code for a protein of 323 amino acids. The transcript has 2 exons.
CACCAACACUUCGAAGAGACAACAACACAUCCAUUUGGCUGGCUUCAAAGCGAUUAGCUAAAAGCCAUGGCGUUCGUUGUCAAAGCACUCUUCUUGUCAGCAUUAGUGUACAGCACCCAGGCUGGACUAUUGCACGACCAUCACGACUCUUUCUUAUCAUCGGCUGCAGCAGCUCCUUCAGCAUCCUUCGGACCACCCUCAAAUACUUAUGGACCACCCAGCAGUGGUAUCACUGAAGCUCAUAUCGGAGGCCAUUCUGCAGCUGUUGUAGAAGAAAGCGUGGUUGAAGAACAUGCCCCAGCUCAUUUCCACGAACAUGGCCAAAUACUUGACACUGGUUUUGCUGCCGAAUCCUUCCAUGGCUCCGGAGCUGCCGCCAUUGCAAGUGGACCUGGGCCUAUCGCUAGUGGACCUGGACCUAUUGCCAGUGGACCUGGGGUCAACGUUGGCGACGCUGGUGUCGGGUUCGGUGCCAGUGGUGGAGCAGGUCUUCUCGCCGCCGGGGCCGGUGGUAUCGGCGGAGCUGCCAUUGGAGGAGGCAUUGCAUCCGUUUCAGUCGGCGCUCCCAGAGUUAUUGGAACUAGUGUGACAGUUGGUCAGCCUGACGCCGGCUCUGCAAGACUCGAACUUCAAUCCGUCGUACAAAACGUCGUCCGCCGAAUCCCCAUUGAAAUAACCCGUCACAUUAAGGUCGCUGUGCCCCACGCCGUGCCUGUCCCCGUCCCACAUGAAAUCAAAGUGCCAGUACCCCAACCUUACCCUGUCCACGUGGACGUUGUCAAGCACGUUCCCUACCCAGUCUACAAGACGGAGCACGUCGAGGUGGAGAGGCCAGUCCCAGUUGAAGUAGUUAAACAGGUGCCAGUCGAGGUCAUCAGGGAGGUCCCGGUUCCAGUUGAGAGACCUUACGAGGUCAUCAAGAAGGUGCACGUGCCAAUUGAGAAGCACGUGGAAGUGCCCGUCCCGGUGUGGAAGCCAUACCCCCUGCACAUCAUCAAACACGUCACCCACUACAAGAAGAAGAGCUGCUGCUGGUAAUCAUAACAUCAGCGCCACAAAGCCGUGAUAGUGCCAAAUAGUCAAUACAUGUGUAAAUAUUCAUAGUCAUUAGCUGUAUAUAUACUUAGGUACCUACUUACAAAAUAAAACGUAUCGUUUUACAAUCUUCAUAA